Molecule: messenger RNA, 1539 nt
Organism: Penicillium salamii
Lineage: Eukaryota; Fungi; Ascomycota; Eurotiomycetes; Eurotiales; Aspergillaceae
Source: the annotation of a GenBank genome assembly
AUGCUUCUGACCCUCGAAAACGUUCCCUUCCUCCUGCUCGGCCUUGCCGCAGCCUACUUCCUCGUGCCCUACCUGCAACGGUCGCAUCUGCGGGACAUUCCUACUCCUGGAUUUGCUGCGUUCACCAAUCUUUGGCUUCUCCUCCAGUGUCGUUGGGGUGUCAAGUACAUGUCAGUCGAUGAAGCCCACAAGAAAUACGGAAAGCUGGUGCGCAUUUCGCCCACUCAGGUCUCUGUUGCCGACGAUGCUGCUAUCCAGAGUAUCUAUGGACAUGGUAACGGCUUCUUGAAAGCUGAUUUCUAUGAUGCUUUCGUCUCCAUUCGCCGUGGCUUGUUCAAUACCCGUGACCGUGCCGAGCACUCCCGCAAGCGCAAGACCGUCUCCCAUACCUUCAGUGCCAAGUCCAUUGGCCAGUUCGAGCAGUACAUUCACGGCAACGUUGAGGAGUUUGUCUCGCAGUGGCAGAAACUUUCUGACCUGCAGGGUAACCCCAAGACCGGUUAUGUUAGCCUUGACGCCCUCAACUGGUUCAACUACCUGGCUUUCGAUAUCAUUGGUGAUCUUGCUUUUGGUGCCCCAUUCGGAAUGCUUGUCAAGGGCCAGGAUAUUGCCGAGAUGCGCAAGGACCCCAAGGACCCCCCUCAGUAUGUCGCUGCCGUUGAGGUUCUCAACCGUCGUGGCGAGGUCUCCGCCACCUUGGGCUGCAUGCCGGCUCUGAUCCCCUUCGCCAAGUACAUCCCCGACCGUUUCUUCUAUGAAGGUAUGCAAGCCGUUGAAAACCUGGCUGGUAUUGCUAUCGCCCGUGUCAAUGAGCGUGUGAAGCCUGAGGUUAUGGCCAACAACACCCGUGUCGACUUGCUCGCCCGUCUGAUGGAAGGCAAGGACGGCAAUGGCAACCAGCUUGAACGCGCCGAACUUACCGCUGAGGCUCUUACCCAGCUGAUCGCUGGUUCCGACACUACUUCCAACACCGCUUGUGCUAUUUUGUACUGGUGCAUGCGUACACCCCACGUUCUCCCCAAGCUGCACAAGGCACUCGACGAAGCUCUCCCCAAGGAUAUUGAAGUUCCAACCCACGCCAUGGUCAAGGAAAUUCCAUACCUCCAAUGGGUCAUCUGGGAAACAAUGCGUAUCCACAGUACCUCCGCCAUGGGUCUGCCCCGUGAGAUUCCCGCUGGUGCCGUUCCCGUCGAGAUCUGCGGGCACAUUUUCAAGGCUGGCGAUGUCCUGUCCGUGCCCAGUUACACCAUUCACCGCUCCAAGGAAAUCUGGGGUGCCGAUGCAGAGGAGUUCGUUCCCGAGCGCUGGGCCCCCGAGCGUAUCACCGCUCGCCAGAAGGCCGCCUUCAUCCCCUUCAGCCACGGUCCCCGUGCCUGUGUCGGUCGCAACGUCGCCGAGAUGGAGCUCCUCGUCAUGGCCGCUACUGUCUUCCGUCUGUUCGAAUUUGAGAUGCACCAGGACGGACCUAUGGAGACCCGUGAGGGUUUCCUGCGCAAGCCCCUCGGUUUGCAGGUUGGUAUGCGACGUCGCCGAGUUUAG